AUGCCCGCUGUCACUUCUGUCCUCUCCCAGAUGUUCCCAGGAAAACCGAAAUGGUCUGUCGAUGAGAUCUCUGACUUGUCGGGUAAAGUCAUGCUCGUCACGGGGGGCAACACUGGUAUUGGGCGCGAGACUGUCAAGGUCUUACUCCAGCAUAACGCCAAAGUAUAUCUCGCUGCGAGAAACCAAGCAAAGGCUACUGCCGCUAUCGAAGAACUCGAGAGGGAGACCAGCAAGACGGCCGUCUUUCUCAAGCUGGACUUGUCCGACCUGACAUCUAUCCGCGCCGCCGCCGACGAGUUUAUGAACAAAGAACCUCUAUUGCACGUCCUGUUCAACAGCGCAGGCGUCAUGGCUUGUCCUCUCGACCAGUACACCGCCCAAGGCUUCGACAUGCAGAUCGGCACAAACGUCAUCGGACACUUCUUCCUCACGCAGUGCCUCUUGCCGGCUUUACGCGCCGUGAAGACGCAGACGGGGCAGAAGGCGCGCGUUGUGACGACGUCGUCAUCGUCGCAGUAUGUGGUCAGCAAGUUCAACUACGAUCUUGCGCGUGAUGGACCGGCGAGGAAGAAGUCGUCGUCGUUGGAUGUGUAUAACGUCAGCAAGCUUGGCAACGUUAUCUUCGCUAACGAGCUCGCGAGGAGGCACGGCGAUAGCAUAGUAUCAUCGUCAGUUAAUCCGGGGAACCUCAAGACCGACCUCCAGAGGCAUCUGAAUGGCGUUCAGGCGAAGAUCAUUAACUCACUCUUGUACCCGGCACCAUGGGGCGCGCUCAGCCAGCUGUACGCCGGCACGAUGCCCGAGGGCGACAAGCUGAACGGGAAGUUCCUCAUUCCCUGGGCACGCGUGGGUGGUACGAAUAAGGCGACGCUGGACGAGAAGGAGGGCAAGAAGUUCUGGAGCUGGCUGGAGGAGCAGACCGCGGCUUAUCGCGGUCCCGAGCAGUCGUGA
Molecule: messenger RNA, 951 nt
Organism: Peniophora sp. CBMAI 1063
Lineage: Eukaryota; Fungi; Basidiomycota; Agaricomycetes; Russulales; Peniophoraceae
Source: the annotation of a GenBank genome assembly